This is a messenger RNA of Microbotryum saponariae, 3771 nucleotides long. Lineage: Eukaryota; Fungi; Basidiomycota; Microbotryomycetes; Microbotryales; Microbotryaceae. The record is from the annotation of a GenBank genome assembly.
AUGGAGGUCGAUCAAGUCAUCGGUGGUGCCGCCGCGCCCAAUCUCGAUGAAUCGCUCUACUCUCGCCAGCUGUGAGUGGUGCAACUGCUCGACCGCCCUGGCGCUGACCUCAUCAACCGCCGCGGCCACCGAGCGACGUCGACACCACGAGGAGACAGUCCGUUGCGCAUCGUGCCGAGCAUCAAUCAGCUUGCACCAGGCUCGGCCACACGUGGCGACUCUGCCAAGGCUUUGGCCAGGGCUCGGGCUCGGGCCCCGUCGCGUCACCCACCACCUUCACCACCUUCACCACCUUCACCACCUUCACCACCUUCACCACCGCCACCACCGGCUGCCCACACCCCAUCUGCGCUGAAUGCAUCAAACUGACCAUGCUCCCUCCUUGCCCUUCACAGCUACGUUCUGGGACAUGAAGGUAAGCGGUGUCACUUGGUCGACAUCACGCGGUUGCGCAUUAGAUUAGCUCCACGCUGACCUCAUCCCCCACACCGCGACCGCGACCGUUGCCCUGCUCCCCCUCUCGCCACAGCCAUGAAACGCAUGGCCGCAUCCGACGUGCUCAUCAUCGGACUUGACGGACUCGGUGUCGAAAUCGCCAAGAACGUAUGCCUAGCCGGGGUCAAGUCCGUCACCCUCUCGGAUCCGACCCCGGCCUCGGUGCCCGAUCUAGGCACCCAGUUCUUCCUCCGACACCAAGACGUCGGCAAACGUCGCGACGAGGCCACACGACCCCGCCUCGCCGAACUCAACGCCUACACCCCCGUAUCCGUGCUCGAGCAGCUCGACGAGGAACAGCUCAAGCGCUUCACCGUCAUCGUGCUCGUCAACGCCCCCACCAACGAGCAGCUCAAGCUCGACGACUUUGCCCACGCCAACGGCAUAAAGUUCAUCGCCGCCGAGUCGUAUGGUCUCUUUGCCUCGGCUUUCUGCGACUUGGGCAAGCAGUUCCCCGUCGUUGACCAGACCGGCGAGACACCGCUGUCCGGCAUGGUCGUCGAGAUCGAGGAGGCCGAGGACGCGCUCGUCACUUGCCUCGACGAGACACGGCACGGCCUCGAGGAUGGCGACUAUGUGCGCUUCUUCGAGGUCGAGGGUCUCGACAUCAACUCGGAAGGCGUCGAGGGCGCGCGCAAGGUGGCCGUCAAGGGCCCCUACACCUUCACGAUCGGCGACACCCGAGGCCUGGGCCAAUACAAGAAGGGCGGUUGGUUCCACCAGGUGAAAAUGCCCAAGCUGCUCGAUUUCAAGCCCCUGCGCGAGUCCAUCGCCGCGCCCGAAUACCUCAUCUCGGACUUUGCCAAGUGGGACCGACCCGCAACGCUCCACAUCGGCUUCCAGGCGCUCUCGGCCUUCAAAGCCGCUCACGGUCGUUUACCCGCACCCCGCGACGACUCGGACGCCCAAAUCUUCCUCCAAUUGUCCAAGGACGUCGCGAGCAAGGCCGGGUUCACCGAUGAUGUCGACGACAAAGUCCUUACCGAGCUCUCGUACCAGGCCACAGGUAGCUUGGCCCCGAUCAACGCCGUGAUGGGUGGGUUCGUCGCUCAAGAAGUCUUGAAGGCUUGCUCGGGCAAAUUCGGACCCUUGUUCCAACAUCUCUACUUUGACGCACUCGAGGCCUUACCCGACACGAAGCCGACGAAGGAGGACUGUGCGCCUUCGAACCCGCCUUCGAGGUACGAUGGACAGAUCGCCGUUUUUGGCCGAGCGUUCCAGGCCAAGAUCGAGAACCAGCGCCAAUUCCUCGUCGGUGCGGGUGCGAUUGGAUGCGAGAUGCUCAAAAACUGGGCCAUGAUGGGUCUCGCUACGGGUGAAAAGGGCAGGAUCUACGUCACCGACUUGGACACGAUCGAGAAGAGCAACUUGAACCGACAAUUCUUGUUCCGACCGCGCGACGUCGGCUCGUUCAAAUCCGAGGCCGGCCGACGGGCCGUGACCGAGAUGAACCCGAGCCUCAACGACAAGAUCGAGGUGUUCAAGCUCGCCGUCGGUGGAGAGACCGAAGGAACGUUCGGCGACGAUUUCUUCGAUGGCAUCGACGUGGUGACGAACGCGCUCGACAACGUGGCUGCUCGUCAGUACAUGGAUCAGCGCUGCGUCUUUUACGAGAAGCCUCUACUCGAAUCGGGCACGCUCGGCACCAAGGCGAACGUGCAGGUCGUCUUACCGCAUGUGACCGAGUCGUACUCGUCGUCGCAGGACCCGCCCGAAAAGAGUCACCCGAGUUGCACGAUCAAGAACUUCCCCAACCAGAUCGAGCACACGAUCGCAUGGGCCAAGGAACGCUUCGAGGGCCUGUUCGAGAAGCCGGCCGAGGUCGUCAACUCGUACCUCAGCCAAGCCAACUUCGUCGAGGCGGCCAAGGCCUCGGGCGAGACGGGUCAACUGCUCAAGAUCCGAAGCUACCUCGUCGACAACAGGCCGCUUGGGUUCGCAGAGUGCAUCGUGUGGGCGAGGCAGCAGUUCGAGACCGAGUACAACAACGAGAUUCGACAGCUUCUGCACUCGCUGCCAAAAGACUUGGUUUGUCCUCUUCUUGUGGCCCGCUGUCGGUCUCGCUCUCAGCUGAUGAUCAUGAUUGCCACCACGCUCCCCAGUUGACGCAGGAAGGCGCACCCUUCUGGUCCGGACCGAAACGAGCCCCGGAGCCUUUGACCUUUGACCCGCGUGAUCCGGUCCAUAUGGACUUUAUCGUUUCUGCGGCGAAUCUGCACGCCUUCAACUAUGGCCUCAAGGGAGAAAUCGACCGCGAGAUGUUCAUGCGCACGCUCGAUGAGGUCGUCCUGCCCGAGUUCGUCCCCAAGUCGGGCGUCCAGGUCCAGAUCAAAGACGACGAGCCCGUCAACAAUGCCGCUGGUGCCCCUUCGUCGGACGACGAUGACCUCGCUACGAUCGUUGAUGCGUUGCCGAAGCCCGCCACCCUCGCCGGAUACCGCAUGCGACCCGCCGAAUUCGAGAAGGACGACGACACAAACUUCCACAUGGACUUCAUCACGAGCGCGAGCAACUUGCGCGCGAUGAACUACGGCAUCCAAACCGCCGACCGUCACCACACGAAGCAAAUCGCCGGCAAGAUCAUCCCUGCGAUCGCGACGACGACGUGCCUUGCGACCGGGUUGGUCUGCCUCGAGUUGUACAAGAUCAUCGACGGCAAGAAGGAUAUUGAGCAGUACAAGAACGGGUUCGUCAACCUCGCAUUGCCCUUCUUUGGCUUCUCGGAACCGAUUGCAAUGGCCAAGAACAAGGUGAGUCGCGUUCCUGAGUCCUCUGGCAUGAUCAGCGACUGAUGGUGUCUUCAAUAUGCAGUACUACGAUGUCGAAUGGACGAUCUGGGAUCGAUUUUUCCUCGAAGGCGACGUCACCUUGAAGGAUUUGAUCGAGCACAUGAAGUCGAAACAUCGCCUCGAGAUUACCAUGCUGUCGAGUGGUGUGUCGAUGCUCUACAGUGGGUUCAUGCCCAAGAAGAAGCUGGAGGAGAGGUUACCGAUGAGGUGAGCUCGCUCAAGAGCAUGCUGGGGGCAAAGCGAUGAGCCAGAACUGAUUUAUGAGGUGUUGACGCAGGAUGAGUCAAUUGGUCGAGAGCGUGUCCAAGAAGCCUUUGCCGCCGGGCAAUUCGCUCACGUUCGAGAUGAUGUGCGACGACGACACAGGGGAGGAUGUCGAGGUGAGUCUCUAAUUCGCGAGCUAAGCCCUCUGUUUCCCGUGACUGACAGCUCCCCUCUGGACCGCUUGCUUGAAAAGGUCCCAUACCUCUUGAUUCGUUACAAAUAG